Neomonachus schauinslandi (Hawaiian monk seal) is the source of this 948-nucleotide messenger RNA. RefSeq names its product olfactory receptor 10A4. Gene Ontology annotation, molecular function: G protein-coupled receptor activity; olfactory receptor activity. The record is from RefSeq and is a predicted model, not a curated record. Gene Ontology annotation, biological process: G protein-coupled receptor signaling pathway. NCBI's taxonomy places the organism in Eukaryota, Metazoa, Chordata, Mammalia, Carnivora, Phocidae. The coding region runs from base 1 to 948 and encodes 315 amino acids. The transcript has a single exon. Gene Ontology annotation, cellular component: membrane.
AUGACGUGGGAAAACUGGACAAUUGUCAGUGAGUUCAUUCUUGUGAGCUUUUCAACCUUGUCCUCUGAGCUACAAGCUCUAUUGUUUCUCCUUUUUUUGACUAUUUGCCUGGUUACCCUAAUGGGCAAUGUUCUCAUCAUCCUGGUCACUACAGCUGACUCUUCUCUACAAAAUCCUAUGUACUUCUUCCUCAGGAAUUUGUCCUUCCUGGAAAUAGGCUUCAACUUGGUCAUUGUGCCCAAGAUGCUGGGGACUCUGAUCAUCCAAGACACAGCCAUCUCCUUCUUUGGCUGUGCCACUCAGAUGUAUUUCUUCUUCUUCUUUGGGGCUGCUGAGUGCUGCCUCCUGGCCACAAUGGCAUGUGACCGCUAUGUGGCCAUCUGUGACCCUUUGCACUACCCAAUCAUUAUGAGCCGCAGGGCCUGUGCCCAGCUAGCAGCUGCCUGCUGGUUCUCAGGGUUUCCAGUGGCCACCGUGCAAACCACAUGGAUUUUCAGCUUCCCUUUUUGUGGCUCCAACAGAGUGAACCACUUUUUCUGUGACAGCCCACCUGUCAUUGCCCUCGUGUGUGCUGAUACCUCUCUGUUUGAACUGGAGGCUCUGACAGCCACUGUCUUAUUCAUUCUCUUCCCUUUCUUGCUGAUCCUGGGGUCUUAUGUCCGGAUCCUCUCCACUGUCUUCAGGAUGCCCUCAGCUGAGGGGAAACACAAGGCCUUCUCCACCUGCUCCUCCCAACUCCUGGUUGUCUCCCUCUUCUAUAGCACUGCGAUCCUCACAUACUUCCGACCCCGAUCCAGCACCUCUCCUGAGAGCAAGAAACUGCUAUCUCUCUCCUACACAGUGGUGACUCCCGUGUUGAACCCUAUCAUCUACAGCUUAAGGAAUAGUGAAGUGAAGGCUGCACUGAGGCGAGUCAUCCACAGGACCCUGGGCCCUCAGAAACUAUGA